UACAGGAAGAAGCAUCUUCCUAAGGGUUGUCAGGUGGGAAACAAGUGGGCACGACAGUUCAUCCCUACCGUCAUUCGCUGCAUCGGCGAUCUAGAUGAAGUAUGGACCCUUGCAGAUGACGUUGUCUGUCCUAUCUUGCAGUCAGUCUGGAAUGCAGUCUACAAAGGCAAGAUUCCACACACGGUUGAAGCUGAUGGGCCUGUCCUUGCUGUUACCCUCCAGCGGCUGUCAGAGUGGCGCAAUACCUUUAGCAAUGUGGCUCUCGCCGUGCUCGCCAACUUCAUGACCUCACAAGAUGACCUCAAGACUGACGAGGACCGCAAAGAUUUUGCAUCGGCCUUACUCGACAAGUUCACCUUUUUAUUUGGGGACAUCGCGGAGGACGGAGAGGUCUCCAACCCGUUCCAGUCUGACCUUAUUGUACAGGUUCUCGUGCAGCACAAGUGUGCCAUGUCCGGCACUGUCAACCUGCCGGGAAUGAACGAUACAGUGCCGGGGCGCUCGAAGGGCACUCUUAGUCUUGCCACGGCAGCAGCA
Molecule: messenger RNA, 537 nt
Organism: Suillus discolor
Lineage: Eukaryota; Fungi; Basidiomycota; Agaricomycetes; Boletales; Suillaceae
Exons: 2
Source: RefSeq, a predicted model, not a curated record